Messenger RNA from Diaporthe batatas, 1278 nucleotides. RefSeq lists its product as uncharacterized. The record is from RefSeq and is a predicted model, not a curated record. NCBI's taxonomy places the organism in Eukaryota, Fungi, Ascomycota, Sordariomycetes, Diaporthales, Diaporthaceae. The coding region runs from base 368 to 952 and encodes 194 amino acids. The transcript has 3 exons.
GGGUUAUCGCGCUGGAGGCGCCCUCGUUCAACAUGUCCCCCGGGGAUUCGGGGGUGUGCGACUGAAACCAAUCUCCAAGGAUUCUUUGAUUAGCCGGAGCAUCCCAUAAUCAAAUCUCGCAAAUUAUCCGAUCUGUUGGUGCUAUCAGAGACGUGUCUCUCGGCGUGGCACUCUACUACUAGCUUCCACCCAUUCCCGCUUUCCAACAUCUUUCGACGACCACCCAACAAGAUCCCACCGAACCACAUCCACAACCACUGCAUUUCUCGAGCUUUCACGAAUCAACACCCCACGCCAGCACACGCAUCGCCCAGAUCUACACUGUAGCCUGAACAGUCGAGCCUGACCUUCAGACGAGUUUGCCAAGAUGCCUGGAGUCCCACCAAACGCGCUCAACAACUUGAAGGCCAAGUUCAAGGCCGUCUUCAAGAAGAAGGACGAGAAGAAGGCCGAGUCCAAGCCUGCCGAGCCAUCCAAGCCAGCAGAGACAGCUCCAGCCGCUGCUGCUACUGCUGCCACUGCUGCCACGGAGCCAGCCAAGACCGAGACUGCCCCGGCUGCCGCGCCCGCCACCACAGCCGACACCUCCAAGCCGGCCGAGGAGCCCAAGAAGGAAGAGACUCCCGCCGCACCGGCUGCUGCUGCCGCCCCAGCAACAACAACCACCGAGUCCGCCCCGGCCCCGGCUGCCGAGGCAGCGAAGCCGGCCGAGGAGACCAAGCCCGCGGCUACCGAGGCUGUGCCUGCCCCUGCCACUGACGCCGCCGCUGCUCCGGCACCAGCACCAGCUGCUGCGACCACCACCGAGGCCACUCCUGCUGCCGCCCCGGCUGCUGCUACCGAGGCCGCGAAGCCCGCUGAGGCCGCUGCGCCUGCUGAGGAGGCCAAGCCUGCUGAGGAGGCCAAGCCCGCGGAGGAGGCCAAGCCUGCUGCCACCGAGACUGCUAAGUAAUUGAUACUGCGAGCGUUGUUUGAAGUGAGCGGCGUCGAAAGGACUGCUUGGCUUGGCCACUACCCGUGGAAUAAGCGCGGGGCUUGUGUGUUUUGUUUCCCCCUCUUUUUUCUGGUUGCCUUGUCACAUUAUGAGAGAGCGGAAUCGGGGUGCGUAAUGGGUGGUGUCUCGGAACUAUGGAUGGGGACUUGGUUUUCCUGGGCAUGGAAACUCGUCUGGAUUCAUGUUGUUCUUGUUUUCAUUCUCUUCUUCUAGUAACAGUGCCGUUGUUGAGUUGCACCCUCAGAGUUGAAUAGAUACCCUCAAUAUACCAGAUUGCAUUCAAA